Molecule: messenger RNA, 1477 nt
Organism: Dendrobium catenatum
Lineage: Eukaryota; Viridiplantae; Streptophyta; Magnoliopsida; Asparagales; Orchidaceae
Product: protein trichome birefringence-like
Exons: 5
Coding region: 1-1401 (466 amino acids)
Cellular component (GO): Golgi apparatus
Molecular function (GO): O-acetyltransferase activity
Source: RefSeq, a predicted model, not a curated record
AUGGCGUCUUCAAAUGAAGUUAAGAAACUGAGCAAGAACUGCAUGUUGCAAGGAGUCACCUACUUCCAAAUAUCUCUAACGUUCAUCACAGUCCUCACCACUUUCUUCUUCAUAUGCACCGCCCGUUACCCUUCCACUAAGAUAAUUGUUCUCCAACAAACUCCUCUCCCUCUCAUGACCAACUUCUCCUCCUCUUCAUGUAUUACUACUUCCACUUCCAUUGAUCUCAACGCCAACCUCAUGGUCUCAUCUUCUUCUUCCCCGACGCUGACCAGUGACGAAGAGCUUCGAAGGUCGGCUAAGAAUAAGGGGAAGAUGAAGAAGGGAUGGGGAGAAAGAAGGAGGAGAAGCAGUAAUGAUAAGUAUCAUUGUGAUCUGUUUGAUGGGAGAUGGGUGGAGGAUGGAGAGACGAUGCCUUUGUAUGAGGCAGGGUCUUGCCCGUUUGUUGAAGAGGCUUUUAACUGCUUUAAGAAUGGACGACCGGAUUUAAACUACACCAGGCUACGGUGGCAGCCUAAGGCUUGUUCCAUGCCCAGGUUGGAAGGAAGAAACCUGCUUGAGAUACUGAGAGGGAAGAGACUUGCUUUCGUUGGCGACUCGCUGAACCGAAACAUGUGGGAAUCACUGGUCUGCAUCCUGAGAAAUUCUUUGAACAACAAAAAUGGAGUAUAUGACAUAACGGGCAAGAAUGAAUUCAGAAAUGAGAACUACUAUGCUUACAGAUUCACUGAAUACAAUUGCACAAUUGAAUUCUUUCGAGCACCAUUUCUAGUUCAAGAAUGGGAGAUUUGGAGCUCAGAUGGCACUCGAAAGGAGACCCUUCGGCUUGAUAUAAUGGGCAAAACUUCUUCCUUUUAUAAAACAGCAGAUGUGAUUAUAUUCAACACAGCUCACUGGUGGACGCAUGAGAAGACUUCUAAAGGGGAGGACUUCUACCAGGAAGGUGACUAUGUUCAUAGAAAGCUCAGUGCUGAUGACGCUUAUCACAAAGCCUUGACGACCUGGGGUCGGUGGCUGGAUGAGCAUAUUGACUCUAACCGCACCACAGUCUUCUUUAGGGGUUACUCAUGGUCUCACUUCAGAGGUGGGCAAUGGAACUCUGGUGGCAGCUGUGAUGGAGAGACUUUACCGAUCCUCGACGACAAGCAUCUGGCAAAAUACCCAAACCUCUUGAACAUACUCGAGUUGGUCAUGUCGAAGAUGAAGACACCUGUUCUCUAUCUUAACAUAACAAGAAUGACAGAUUACAGGAAGGAAGCGCAUCCUUCCAUGUACCGCUUCCCAGAGACGAAGCAGAGGGUAGUGAAGAGCCAGGAUUGUAGCCACUGGUGCCUUCCCGGGGUCCCUGACGCAUGGAAUGAGCUCAUGUAUGCUAUGCUUUUGAAGAGAUUGAGAAGGUGAAGAAGGAUGCAAUAGUAAGCGGAAUCUUCAAGCCUGGAGAUAAAGGAAACCACCAUGAAACUUUAGUUGUUACAGU